AUGUUCCUCUUAAAGACAUGGAGAUCAACAGCUUUCGGGAUUUACGGCUACAUGAAUUUCACCAAGAACGGUUUCCUAGAGCAUUCAAAGAAAUUCAAACCUGAAGAUAUGCAGAUACAAAUAGAAGGAAAGAAUUGUGUUGUUACUGGAGCUAACUCUGGUAUUGGUUAUGCCGCUGCAGAAGGUCUUGCUUCACGUGGAGCAACUGUUUACAUGGUGUGCCGGAACAAGGAAAGAGGACAAGAGGCUCUUUCCAAGAUUCAAAGCUCUACAGGAAACCAAAAUGUCUACCUAGAAGUGUGUGAUUUGUCUUCCGUUAACGAGAUAAAGUCCUUUGCUUCGAGUUUUGCUUCCAAGGAUGUUCCGGUUCAUGUGCUGGUUAAUAAUGCUGGUUUGCUUGAGAACAAACGUACUACUACACCUGAAGGAUUCGAGUUGAAUUUCGCUGUGAAUGUACUCGGGACAUACUCAAUGACAGAGCUAAUGCUUCCACUGCUGGAGAAAGCGUCACCGGAUGCUAAAGUCAUCACAGUCUCCUCUGGUGGAAUGUACACGUCGCCGCUUACAACAGAUCUUCAGUUUAGUGGUGAAAAAUUCGAUGGAGUGUUACAAUACGCACGGAACAAACGAAUCCAGGUUGCUCUGACAGAAAAAUGGGCUGAUAAGUACAAGAACAAAGGCAUAGGAUUCUACUCAAUGCACCCUGGAUGGGCUGAGACUCCUGGUGUUGCUAGGAGUUUGCCUAGUUUCAAUCAAUCGUUCUCUGGUAAGCUUAGAACAAGUGAACAAGGAGCAGACACAAUCGUUUGGUUAGCAUUGCAGCCGAAAGAGAAGCUCGUCUCUGGUGCAUUCUAUUUCGAUAGAGAGGAAGCACCAAAACAUCUUACACUUGCUGGUACAAGCAGCUCUCAUGACCUUAUAGACUCUGUUAUUGAUACUGUCCAUUCAAUGGCAGCUCUUGAUCUUUAA
Molecule: messenger RNA, 969 nt
Organism: Microthlaspi erraticum
Lineage: Eukaryota; Viridiplantae; Streptophyta; Magnoliopsida; Brassicales; Brassicaceae
Source: the annotation of a GenBank genome assembly